Messenger RNA from Plenodomus lingam JN3, 1269 nucleotides. The record is from RefSeq and is a predicted model, not a curated record. NCBI's taxonomy places the organism in Eukaryota, Fungi, Ascomycota, Dothideomycetes, Pleosporales, Leptosphaeriaceae.
AUGGAAAUGUUCCCAGAUCCGGGGACAGCUGUCCGGGGGUGUCGAUUCACCAGUCGACUACCGACAAAGCAUGUGGUUCGUCCACUAAUGGAUAUGGCAAUGUUGCGCCACUGCACUGUCACACAAUUGCUGCAAGACGUCGACCCCGUGGUUGUAGAUAGAGUAGUAUAUAUAUAUGGGAGGAUGUUUAUUGGUGGUGGGUGGGUGGGUGGAGAGCACCAGGGUGGUGAAGUCGUCAUGGAUAUUACCGCUCUGGUACCUUGGACCGCCAAAUGCACGACCCGCGAACUUUUGACGACUGCUGAGAAGACUGCGUUAACAACACAAUCAAGUCAACCACCCACACCAAUGGCGUCCAACUACACCUGCACAGCUUGCUCUAGGGCAUUGGCCAGAUCUUCCUCUCUUGUUCUCCAGCGUUCACACAAAACUUCCUUGCGCCGCGCACAGCGAACUUUCUCCACCGCCACACCCAGCCUCUAUCAUGCGUCACAGACACUGUCGGCAGAUGUCAGACCCGAAGCGGUCAAGAAGCCGCAGCCUGCAACCAAGGGCGGCAUGAAUAGCCUGGCUCAGAAGCUGCGUGCAAAGGCGCCGUUACUGACAGAGACGUAUGUCGCAUACGGUGCAACGCGCGAUCUGAUCAAAGAGUGCACCAGGCCAGGCGAAUACAAAAUACCACAAGCCCUUGUCAAAAACGGAGAGAUACCUGUAGACGAGAAUGGCACGCACAUAGGAGAGGCAGAAGGCUGGUGGUACGACACACUCGGUCUGAAACCAACCUUUUCAAAUUGGUCACAGAUCACCUUCCUCCACAUGUACAUGUUCCAGGUUCGCUUUCGCAUGUUCCCACAAUCGCAUGCGUCGGUGUGGAUCCAGCAUCUUACCAACCAAGCGUUUUACGCCGCUGAAGAUCGCCUCGUAGUCUGGCACAAGUUCAAUGCCAACUCACUCCGUCAAAAGCAGUUGAAAGACAUGUUUUCCCAAUGGCGCGCGGUGCUGUUGGCGUAUGAUGAAGGUCUCGUCAAGGGAGAUGCGGUGCUCGCAGCAGCCAUCUGGCGGAAUCUGCUAGCUGCUAGGGAGGAUGUCGAUUUCGAGAAGCUUGCCCAAAUUGUUGGCUAUAUGAGGAGAGAGAUCCAGAGACUGGACAAGGCAACAGAUGACGAGGUAGCAGUCGGAACUUGGAAGUUUCAAGGAGAUCCGGGAGAUGAGGCCAGCACAGUCAAGCAACCGAGCAAGCUUAUGACGAGUACGAGCGUCAAGGCAUAG